UGUUAUUUUUAAGAUGUCUUUUAAAAAUGACAUGUGAGCUCUGAGGAGUUAAAGCAAAACAGAUAUGAUCUGAAUUUUCCGCUCAGUUUGUACUUUAGCCCAUACGUGGUAAGGGUUCUCUUUUAGAUACUGCGUCUUCAUUUGUACUGGUAUAACGAGCCACAGCAAGCUAGAAUAUUGGCACAUUAUCCUUAUUAUACUGCAAGUCUAGCAUAGAAGCCUCGAAGCACAGCCCAUUACUGUGCAGAUAUAUUGCUUGUCCACACAAUGAGAAAAUAUUGACUUGUUGUCACUCACUCAUUUGAUUAGUUGCACGGGUGAUUUUGCUUUUCAUUUGUCACCCUGGUAACGCAAAUGGGAAAACACACUAACAGCCUCUUUCUCUCCAGUAAUGAAGCACUGGAGCAUUGAAGACUUAUCACAUCUGGAAAACCUCUCUCUAAGCAGGAAUAAAUGUCUUUAUCACUCAUGGUGUAUCAUUGGCACCUGUCAGCUCAGCUAGUAUCCACAAAAAGCCAACAUUUAACUCCUUUUCUCACUGCAGAAUGUGCAGCUGUGUGGGAGUGAUGUACUCCAACAAUUCCACUUUGAUUAUAUAGCUUAGCUGAGUGAGAUUUAUCCAUAUAUAUCAUGCACCGGCGAUUUACUCCAUUUUCUUUUGUCUGUAAACGGAGCAGCUUAAAGCAGUCUGCUGCUGCUGCUGUGUGUGCGCCAGGUCAUAACAAGGGUACCUUACAUUUAACCCAAAAGGAUUCAUCAGUGGCCUUGUUCCUCCAAAAAUAAUGAGGUAGACAGUAAGGGCUGCCCCAGGCUGCAUGUAGGGAGAUGAUCUCUCUGAACCAGCAAAUCAUUCCUGUUUUUUAAUACUAAGAAGACAAGCUAAUGACUAUUCUUGAUGUGUGUCAGUGCUUUGAGUUAACUAGCUUUAAUUCACAGAAAGACCUAAUGGGUUUGAUUGUCGAUUUGAGGCAGUUGGUGAGAGGCUUGUGCUCGGGUGGGGGGAUGGGGUAAUUGUUUUAGCUGGAAGUGAUUCUCUCCGGAAGGGAUGACUGCACAAUCCAGAUAUGUAAACCUAAAAGAAACUGAAAGGCAAUAUGCUGAUACCUUGUCUGUUUCCUCUUGAUCAGCCUAGCUUUUGAAAUUAAAUUUCUAGAGUCUGGCCAAACACUCUUGGGAGUCAGCUUGGCAGUAAUGGUUGCUUUACAAACCUGUAACUGCUCAGCUAAGCAUUUCAAACAUGUAAAUCAUAUGUGGAAAAUUGAGAUCUUGAAGAAACCAUUAACUGUGAUGCUGCAACAUGAAACAAAGAGAGGGAGAAUUAAAGAGAACAGAUGCUCAAAGGGCUUGAUUCUGUUUAUUGGAGCAUGGCACUUAUUUAGUCCAGUGGAGAAUCUCCAUGGGCUCAUGGCAGACAAUGAUGCUGUGUAUUGCCAGUGCCAUGCCAGUCAUUUCUCCAGAGGCAUUCACGAUAUCCAUUUCGUGUUUUUGGAUUCAUUCAAACCUCACAUUUCUUUGUUUGCUCUAAACCAGUGUCAUUUUUUCACAUAUGGAAACAGGUUGCUUGUGUGCCUGCUUAAGACAGCUUGUAACGUUUAUCAGGCUGUAGCAGAGUAGACUUCCACCUCAUGUGUUUCAUAAUUGACGAUGCUACUCAGCCCCACGCCAGUAAAAGAGGAAAACUGCAAUGACAAAGUAAGCCGACUCUGUUUCCCUGAUAAAGAUCAACUUAAGACCCACCAGGAAGCAGUGCAGUUUGCCAACACUUGGUUUUUGGGGUUAAUGUUUGAGUCAGCGUCAGGGCAAGACUGGACAUCUGUCUCCUAGUGAUCUAUAACGCCCACAAUCCCUCCCACAGACUGUCAGCUUUGGCACUCAAGCAGUACACCGGUUGCUGUGUUACACCCAGCCACCCACAACAGUGGCUUAUCUCGCUAGCAUAACAAACAUCGGCAUUAGAAAGAGGAUAGAAAGCAAUGGGACACAGAAAUAGAAGACCUUAAGAGCGCGGUGCCAUUAUAACUCCACUUCAAAAUGGAGGCUUUUGUUCUGAGAUUGUUGGAGAGGACAUCAUAGCAAGCUUUUCUGAAACACUGGGGUUGUUGGUGUGGCCAAAUUUUCCCUGGAUUUGACUGGUAAAUUCAGAAGACUGAAGCCCAGGCUCACAGUCUACCUUUCACGGAGGCCCAGCCGUGAGAGGACUGAGGAAGGCACGUGGCGGAUCAUGACGGCCGACAAAGAGAAGGAGAGGGAGAAAGAGCGGGAUAGAGACAGAGACAGGGACCGGGAUAAGAGAGAGGCCGGUAAGUCCCGGCGGCAGGACGGGGACCGGGGCGACCGUGAGAGUGAGAGCUCCAGGCCCCGACGCAGCUGUACGCUGGAGGGCGGGGCCAAGAACUAUGCAGAGAGCGAGCACAGUGAGGAUGAGGACAACGACAAUGGCAGCACAGGUGGAGGCAGCGGCACGGCUGAGGAGGCCGGCAAGAAGGGCAAGAAAAAGACGCCGAAGAAGAAGUCGCGCUACGAGCGCACAGAAAAUGGCGAAAUCACGUCCUUCGUCACAGAAGACGAUGUUGUUUACAGACCUGGUGAUUGUGUGUACAUUGAAAGUCGGCGGCCCAACACUCCCUACUUCAUUUGUAGCAUUCAGGAUUUCAAGCUGAGUAAACGGGACCAUCUGCUGAUGAAUGUGAAAUGGUACUACCGCCAGUCAGAGGUGCCCGACUCUGUCUACCAGCACCUGGUGCAGGAUCGCAACAAUGAGAACGACUCUGGCCGAGAGCUGGUUAUCACAGACCCGGUGGUCAGGAGUCGAGAACUCUUCAUCUCUGACUAUGUGGACACUUAUCAUGCUGCUGCUCUCAGGGGGAAAUGCAACAUUUCCCAUUUCUCCGACAUUUUUGCUGCCAGGGAGUUCAAAGCCCGUAUCGACUCCUUUUUCUAUAUCCUCGGAUAUAACCCAGAGACCAGGCGACUGAACAGCACACAAGGGGAAAUCCGAGUGGGACCCAGUCAUCAGGCCAAGCUCCCAGAGCUGCAGCCUUUCCCCUCUCCUGGUGGCCAGGCCGUGACCGAGAAUGAGGAGCUGGUCUGGAUGCCAGGGGUCAAUGACUGUGAUCUUCUCAUGUACCUCAGAGCUGCAAGGAGCAUGGCUGCCUUUGCAGGGAUGUGUGAUGGUGGCUCAACAGAAGACGGUUGUCUAGCAGCCUCUCGAGAUGACACUACAUUAAACGCACUUAACACUCUUCACGAGAGCAGCUAUGAUGCAGGAAAAGCUCUCCAGCGUCUGGUGAAGAAGCCUGUACCCAAAUUGAUAGAGAAGUGUUGGUCUGAGGAUGAAGUGAAGCGCUUCAUUAAAGGGUUGAGACAGUUCGGCAAAAACUUCUUCAGGAUCCGGAAAGAGCUGCUGCCCAACAAAGAAACGGGUGAGUUAAUUACCUUCUACUACUAUUGGAAGAAGACCCCCGAGGCAGCCAGUUGUCGAGCCCACCGCAGACACCGCCGUCAGCCCGUCUUCCGCCGCAUCAAAACACGAACUGCUUCAACUCCUGUCAACACUCCUUCACGCCCCCCGUCCAGCGAGUUCUUGGAUCUCAGCUCAGCCAGUGAAGAUGACUUUGACAGUGAAGACAGUGAACAGGAGCUGAAGGGCUACGCCUGCCGCCACUGUUUCACUACCACCUCCAAGGAUUGGCACCACGGGGGCCGGGAGAACAUCUUGCUGUGCACAGACUGCCGCAUUCACUUCAAAAAGUACGGUGAGCUGCCCCCCAUCGAGAAGCCUGUGGACCCGCCGCCAUUUAUGUUCAAACCUGUCAAAGAGGAAGAGGAUGGACUCAGCGGGAAACAUAGCAUGAGGACCCGACGGAACCGAGGCUCGAUGUCGACGCUACGUAGUGGUCGUAAGAAGCAGACAGCCAGUCCCGAUGGCAGAGCCUCACCUACCAAUGAGGAUUUGCGCUCCAGCGGGCGCACCUCACCCAGCGCAGCAAGCACUGACAGCACUGACAGCAAGACAGACUCCAUGAAGAAGCCCAGCAAGAAGAUUAAAGAGGAGGCUCCUUCACCGAUGAAGAGUGCCAAACGUCAGCGAGAGAAGGCCACCUCAGACACAGAGGAGCCCGACAGGGCAAAUGCCAAAAAGUCCAAGACACAAGAGCUGAGUCGGCCAGACUCACCCUCAGAAUGUGAGGGAGAAGGGGAAGGUGAAGGUGAGAGCUCUGAUGGGCGUAGCAUCAAUGAGGAGCUCAGUAGCGAUCCUAAAGACAUUGACCAAGACAACCGGAGUUCCUCCCCAAGCAUCCCCAGCCCCCGUGACAAUGAGAGUGACUCAGACUCAUCUGCCCAGCAGCAGCAGCUCCUGCAGAGCCAGCACCCUCCGGUCAUCCAGUGUCAGCCAGGCACUUCAGCCGCCUCCUCGGCACCCCCGCCACCUACAACCUCAGCCCCUUCACUGCCCCCACAGGUCUCCCCAACAGCAGCUUCCACGUCUCUACCUCCCCAGCCACUACCCCAGACAAGCCCUCUAUCUCUUAUUCAGCCAGGAGCAUCCCUCCACCCUCAAAGGCUUCCCUCUCCACAUUCACCUAUGACUCAGGCUCCGCCACCUGGCCCACCAGUCCCACCUCAGUCAUUACCCAGCUCACAUCAUGGGCCCAUGCCUCCCAUGCCACAUCCACUGCAGCCUGGCCCCUCACACAUGCCUCACCCUCACUCCAUGCCCCCUCAGGGCUUCCCUGUGGGUCAGUCUCAGGUCCCACCCCUGCCAAUCUCUGGCCAAUCACAGCAGAGGCCACACACGCCUCCUUCCCAGUCCCAAUCAUCUGCUCAGAGUGGAGGCCAGCCUCCCAGAGAGCAGCCCCUGCCCCCUGCGCCAAUGUCCAUGCCUCACAUCAAGCCCCCACCAACCACACCCAUCCCUCAGAUACCCAACCCACAGUCCCACAAACACCCAACCCAUGUGUCAGCACCUCCAUUUCCUCAGAUGCCUUCAAACUUGCCUCCACCUCCUGCCCUUAAGCCCCUCAGUUCUUUGUCCACCCAUCAUCCCCCAUCAGCACACCCACCUCCCCUCCAGCUCAUGCCACAGGGACAGCAGCUUCAGCCUCCCCCAGCUCAGCCUCCAGUUCUCACUCAGUCCCAGAGCCUCCCACCUUCAGCCAGCCACCAACCACCUCCAGCUCCUCCUCUGCCGCCCUCUGCAGCAGCCUCACACCCCAAUGGGCCACCACAGCCACCAUUCUCGUCUCAUCCUUUCAGUACAGUUCUACCUCCAACUGGCCCUCCCCCAUCUUCAUCAAACUCUAUGCCUGGCAUACAGCCUCCAUCUUCCUCCGCUCCACCCUCCUCCACCUCUAUGCCACUGCCUGCCUCGGUCACUUGUGCCGGCCCAGGCCCGGCACUCCCACCUGUACACAUCAAAGAGGAGCCUCUGGAUGAGACAGAAGAGCCAGAGAGCCCUCCUCCCCCUCAGAGAAGUCCCUCCCCAGAGCCUACUGUCGUCAAUACGCCAAGCCAUGCCAGCCAAUCAGCACGGUUUUACAAGCACCUGGAUAGGGGUUACAACUCGUGUGCUAGGACAGAUUUCUACUUCACUCCCCUGGCUUCAUCUAAACUGGCCAAGAAGCGAGAAGAAGCUCUGGAGAAAGCUAAGAGGGAAGCAGAACAGAAAGCGAGGGAAGAGAAAGAGAGGGAGAGGGAGAGGGAAAAAGAACGAGAAAGAGAGCGGGAACGGGAAAAGGAAGCAGAGCGAGCUGCGAAAGCCUCCAGUUCCUCUCAUGAGGGCAGAAUGGGCGAACCUCAGAUGGCCGGCCCUGCCCACAUGCGUCCACCCUUUGAUGGCCCUCCCACUACGAUUGCAGCUGUGCCUCCAUACAUUGGCCCCGACACCCCUGCCCUGCGCACUCUCAGCGAGUAUGCACGACCCCACGUCAUGUCCCCGACUAAUCGAAACCACCCCUUCUUCGUGUCCCUGAACCCUGCAGAUCCACUGCUGGCCUAUCACAUGCCCAGCUUGUACAAUGCUGAUCCAGCCAUGCGGGAGCGCGAGCUACGAGAGAGGGAGAUGCGAGAGAGGGAGAUACGUGAGAGGGAACUGAGGGAAAGGAUGAAACCUGGUUUUGAGGUUAAACCUCCAGAGAUGGACACACUCCACCCUUCCACAAAUCCUAUGGAGCACUUUGCCCGGGCCAUCACGUUGCCCCCCAUGGCUGGCCCUCACCCCUUCGCUUCCUUGCAUCCUGGCCUGAACCCAUUAGAACGUGAGCGGCUGGCCCUUGCUGGGCCCCAGCUGCGACCAGAAAUGAGCUACCCGGAGAGGCUGGCUGCAGAGAGACUCCAUGCUGAGAGGAUGGCCACAGUGGCCAAUGACCCUAUCGCCCGUCUACAGAUGUUCAAUGUCACGCCACACCACCACCAGCACUCGCAUAUCCACUCCCAUCUCCACCUCCACCAGCAAGAUCCUCUUCACCAAGGUGGUGGUGAAUGUCUUGUGUGUCCUCCAGGUUCGGGGGCCCAUCCCCUGGCAGUAGAUCCCCUGGCAGCUGGACCUCAUCUGGCCCGAUUCCCUUACCCGCCCGGCGCCAUUCCAAACCCCCUCCUCGGCCAGCCGCCACAUGAACACGAGAUGCUGCGCCACCCAGUCUUCGGUACUCCAUACCCACGGGAUCUACCAGGAGGUCUGCCACCACCCAUGUCUGCAGCACACCAGCUGCAGGCCAUGCAUGCCCAGUCAGCUGAGCUCCAGAGACUGGCCAUGGAGCAGCAGUGGCUCCACGGCCAUCAUCACAUGCACGGAGGACCACUGCCUGGCCAGGAGGACUACUACAGCCGGCUUAAGAAGGAGAGUGACAAGCAGCUGUAACCAGCCAAGGGAGGCAGCGACUGACAGGUGCAGGACACGGGAAGUUGUUACACAGUUGUUACAUUCAAUUUUGAAGAACUGAAAAGGCCAAGAGGAUCGUCUGAGAAUUCUUCUUAUAUUUGAUUUCUGUUCCUGUCAAGGACUGUUUUUUUAAUUUUUAUUUUUUCAAGACAUUGACAUUUCAAGACAUCUUUGGUAUAUAGCCAGUAGUGACAAUGUCCUCAAGACUCCUGCAUGACAAGCUUCCCUGGCGUUUUUUUUUUUUUUUCUUUUUUUUUCUUUUGUAGGUGCUAGAACAAGACACUGUGCUUAUCAACAAAAAAAAGAAAAAAGAAAAAAAAAAAGACAAGACCGGUCAGGCCGUUUAUGGAAAAAUAACAAGUGCUAUCUUAAAUUCAACAUUUAUUUUAAUACAUUGUUGGAGGUUUUUCAUAAUUUUAAGAAAAGCUACAGCAUGGCGUUUUUGAGUCUGUAAAUAGUAUAUAUAAACAUAUAAUUAUUAUUAUUAUAAUUAUUAUUAUUACUAGGUGUGGACUCCAAACCAAGUCGUUUUAACCUCCAAUAUAUUUGUUUGACAGCAUUAUCCCUUGUUUCAGAGGGGAGCACCAUGGCAUUAUAUGAGCAGUUUCUGAGAGAGUUGUGAUUCAGUUGUGACGUUCCUCUGACAUCAUUGUGUAAGAUUUAGUCCCACAUACACUAUGUAAACCAUAAACGUGUCGCACCCACACCCUCCAUUCAUCACACACCUUUGACACGCAGCAGGCUGUCAGAAUGUGUAAACUCAGUGUGUCGAGUGAAUGAUUUGAAACACUUGAAGAGGUGACACAGUAGUCACUGAGGUUUCUGUGGAGUGCACACUGAAGCCAUGGAUUAAAAAGAAAGAAAGAGUUUGCACUGACAGAAUAUCCUUGAGCUCCACUCAGCUGGUUUUAUUCUUUUUUGCUUAAAAUCAGUAUUUAAGUCUACAAAAUGAAGUCAUACUUUAGUAUGAUAUUGGCUUUUAAAGACACCAGAAACAUAUUUGACUGAACAGAAGAAAUGUAAUAUUGCUUCGAGUUCUUUUAAAUUAUUGGGACCUUAAUUUUUUUACUUUGUUCACACACAACAGGAGCUUCACAGGACUUUAGGAUUGUUUUAAAUGUGUGUCUGGUUUUGAGUCUGUGCGAGUUGUGCUGAGGUGUCCCCUUUUCUUUACCUGGUCCAGGGCUCGUAUCCAACUGAUUCAUCCUCCAACUAGGCUGUAAUAAUGUUCACUGUGACACUAGGGGGGGGGCCUGCAGACACCUGAUGACCAGGAGCGUAGAGGGUCGAUGAUUGUGUGUGUGUGUGUGUGCGUGUGUGUUAAUCACAAUGCUUUCGUAUGCCUUGGUUCCUUAGGGAUACACACAGCCUCGUGGGCCUGAGGAGUGGUGUCUUUUUGUGCGUGCCACUGACUGUUACGAGUCAUGUUGACCUGUCAUAACAGUGCACAUGUACCCAAGGUUUUUUUUUUUUUUAUUUGUUUUUUUAUUUUAUUUUGUUGUUGUUGUUGUUGUAGCCAUGACAUGAGUUCUGCAUUUUGCUCCAUGCAUUAAGACUGUUUGACUGUCAUGGACAUUUGAAACUGUGGCUAUUUUUGCUUUUCUUUAAACCAAAUGAAGAAAACUGUACUUGCAUUUAAAGUGACCAUAUUUAUCCAUGGAGCACUAUAAUUAUACAUUAUACAUUUAAACACUUGUACAAAUCAUCAAAUCUGUGGCCCCUUUUAAAAACCCAAAAAAGUCUUUGAAUCUCUGAUGAGAACCUGUCACUCUGUCUUGCCAUCUCCCACCGGUUCCUGUCUCUCUUCUGGCAACGAGCUCCUCGUCAUCACCAUCUUUGCCUCGUUUCCUGACGAUUCCUUUGCCUUUUACUCCCUCUUUUUGUGUCUCCAAAACCUUUGAUGUUAAGUGUUGUCAAUGGUUUUAGCUUCUUGUUUCAAAGCGGCAAUAGCAGAAUGUAAAUUCUGACUGCUAAGAUUUAUAUAUAUACUGGUAUCUUGAAGCUUAUUGUAUAUAUGAGUAGUCGCCAUGGGAUGACACAAUGUAAACAAAAAGUAGAAAUAAUAAGAAAAAUUGUGAGUCCUGUGUUCUCUCCAUUUGAGUAUUUUGUAAUUUUUUUGAAAAAUUUGUGGAAUUAAAAAUAAACGACUAAGUUACACCACAA
This is a messenger RNA of Scatophagus argus, 9043 nucleotides long. RefSeq names its product arginine-glutamic acid dipeptide (RE) repeats a (gene rerea). Gene Ontology annotation, cellular component: nucleus. Gene Ontology annotation, molecular function: sequence-specific DNA binding; transcription corepressor activity; chromatin binding. Bases 2222 to 6859 code for a protein of 1545 amino acids. Lineage: Eukaryota; Metazoa; Chordata; Actinopteri; Scatophagidae. The transcript has 22 exons. Gene Ontology annotation, biological process: regulation of DNA-templated transcription. The record is from RefSeq and is a predicted model, not a curated record.